Fusarium verticillioides 7600 is the source of this 4531-nucleotide messenger RNA. RefSeq lists its product as hypothetical. The record is from RefSeq and is a predicted model, not a curated record. Lineage: Eukaryota; Fungi; Ascomycota; Sordariomycetes; Hypocreales; Nectriaceae. Gene Ontology annotation, molecular function: metal ion binding. The coding region runs from base 620 to 2158 and encodes 512 amino acids. The transcript is spliced from 4 exons.
CAGUUGGCCUGAUUCAUGAAAGGUAUCAUUCAGUUCACAAAGGCCUCUACCGCUGCCGGCAAGAGAUUGCCGAGAGCCCACUCCAGGCUCAUCCUUACCCGUUUCUUCCCUCUUCUAAAGCAAAUGGAAGAUAGUUAGUUACCCUUUCAGAGGGCAGAAGAAAAAGAAAAACACCACGAGUGACCCGAAAUCGGUACCAAUAUUUACGUGGGCGAGUCUGCAUUGAGUUAGGUCUCUUCCUCACUCCCUCCCUCCCAUUACUCUUUUGAUACAAUAGUAUCGAUCUUUUCCACGCACGAGGCCAUUCAUUCAUUAAUUAUCUGGUUACCUAGUUCCUAAGUUAACUACCUUAAUGGCACUCACUCACCUUUUCUUCUUCUCCUCCUUUUCUUUGAUGCGGCGCAUUUCCCUGACUUGAUUCUUGAUCCUUCCCCUGCUUUUCCUCCCGCGAUCCGAGCCUUUCAGCCUUAAGCGUCGCUUGUUCUGCUUUUAUUCCUUCGUCUUUUCUCGUCCUUUUUGCCACCAGCUGCCUUAUACUGCAAGUGGUCGCGUGCCUCUCUUAUGCGAAAACUCCUGACCUGACACUGGAUAUAUUUGCCGCUCCACCAAUUUGGCAAUCAUGAAAUUCGGUCACGAUUUCAAAGAAACUCUACGAGCUCAAGACUUCCCUGCUCACUGGGUAGAUCAUGCUAUUCCCUAUAGCCAGCUCAAGAAAUGUCUCAAGAAAGUUGCGCGGGAGCUGCAUGAGCUUGGACUUGAUCCUGAGACGUUGCGCGAGCUCCUCAACCCCGACGAGGCGUCUCCUGUGGCCUUGAAGUAUAAACUCAACGGUGGUGCCGACUCUCACCUCCGCCCAAAACUCAUCGUACAGGUCCAUCUUCAGGAUGGUGUCCCCGUCGAUGCCUCGCUUGCGCCCAAUACGCGCGACUUUCUCAACAAGAUCGCAAUCAACCUCCCCCAGAACCAACCAGCGCAAGUCGAGUCUGCCACUAAAUCGCCAGAAUCAGACUCUGUGAAGGACGACGCAAAAGCCGAAGCCGUCGUCGAGACCACCUCUGAACCCUCCACCGAAACCGUUGAUGCGCUCGUUGACGAAGCCAACGACAAGCUUGCCAUUGCUGUCGCCGACGAAACGACUGUUAAAAUUACCGAGAAGCCAGCAAGCGACUCCAAGCAAACAGAACACAUCGCUGAGCCUACAAACGAUGGCUCGACCGAAGCCGCGGCGACCUCACCUGCUACUGGUGGGACCGAAGGAACGUACGAAAUCAUUGAGGUUCCCCUGACUUUCGAUGCUGAGUUCUUCGAGAUGCUUCAGAGCGAUGUCAACAACCUUGAUGCUCUACAAAUGGAGGAAGAGAAAACCAUGACCUCGGAAAUUGUAGCGCUUGGGAAAGAAGUUGAACAGGUCGUAAAGCCGAAACGAUUCUCAAAGACAGAUCUUGCACGAUGGCGACAGAUUUUCGAGCUGUACCUGGAUGCUGAGAUCUUCUUCGCUACCCACGAACAAGACCAUGGAGAACGCUCAAGUCAAGUCGCUCUGAGGCAGCUGCAAUGGUUCCAGGAUCAGGUCGCUCAGCAGAAUCUCGUCAAAGAUUUCAAGCUUCCCGAGAGCACGGCAGCUUUCAACCGCUUCAUCAACUUGAAUGCGUCCCUCCUAAAGAACAUGCAGUUCCAGGAGCUUAACAAAACUGCCGUUGCCAAAAUUCUCAAGAAAUUUGACAAACGAACAGCGCUGGGAGUUGCUAGAAAAUUCCCUACCGUUGUUCACUCAGACAAGCUCUUAGCAGGCACCAUUGCACGAGAUGUCUGCGCACAAAUGUCGCAAGAGCUCGUAUCCAAAGUUCCCCAGCUCAACGACUAUCUUUGCCCAGUCUGUUUCUCAGUAGCUUACUUGCCCGUCCGUCUCGACUGCCAGCACGUAUUCUGUAUCCGUUGUGUCAUCAAGAUUCAGCGACGAAAGGAGAAGCAUUGCCCAUUGUGCAGAGCGGAUGUGGUCCUCAAGGCUUCUGCGAUGAAUCUUGACUACGAACUACAAAAGUACAUGAAGAAAUAUUUUGCAAAGGAGGUCAAAGAGAAAGCGCGCGCGAACGAGAUUGAGCGUGGUAUCGAGGACUACGGGCCUGGUUAUGUCCACCAGGAAUGCUGCAUAAUGUGAGCUCAAUGGGCUCAGACAUGGACACGACUAUUUUUAUCAUCAUCAUCACGACAUACUUGAGCGAAUUGGAUUGGCAUAGACUUUUGCAUUAGAAAGAACCACGAUACCUGUGAGUUCUAUGUCAUCUGUCUAUCAGUAAAGGGUGCACAGUCAACUAACAUCACUCUUUAGAUUAUUACGACGGAUGACUACAUUGGGUACGGAGCGUAAUGACAUGAACUUUAUAGAACGAAGAUAGACGAUUAUGUGCAAGGGAAAAUAGCAUUUUUACUUGCUUUUUAUCAUCAGCUCGUAACCGACACAGCCUCAGCCGCCUUCAAGGCAUUUGUAAAAGUGUCUUGAAGUUCAGUGGUCUCCUCUAAACCGACGCUCACGCGAACAAGAUAGGGAUCAACACCAAACUGCUCAGCCCAAUCCAGUUCCUGGUAGUGGGCAAGGAGAACAUACGGUGAAGCCAAGGUGAAAUUUGUUCCCAGACUUGGUCCCUUUGCAAGAGGCAAUGCGUCAAAGAAGGCCUGAGCAUGCUCCUUUUGCUGAAAUACAACGGAAAGUAGACCGCCGUAUCCGCCAUCCGGUAGACGGACCUUUUCGUAGUGAGACUUGGAGUCAUUGUACUUGGGGUAGUAAAUGCUCUUAACAAGGGGGUGUGUUCGUAGCACUUCGCAGAUGGCAUCCGAAUUCGCGUUGAUGCGGACUACUCGAGACUCAAAGUCGCGACUGUUCCUCUCCAUGAAGAUGACAUCCUCGGGCCAGUAGUUGUCUUCGUAUAUUUCGUUCAUGGUGGCCUUGAGUGUGCGGUAAUUCUUACUAUCAGGGUUGAGAACAAGCCCUCCACCCAUGACAUUAGAGUCGCCCGAGAAGAUCUUGGUGAGACUGCUGACGACUACGUCUGCAACAGGGAGGACGUUGAUGUUGGCAAAUGUGCCAAUUGUCUCGUCGACAACGACUGCGAAGUCGUAUUCAUCUGCCAGUUUGCGGAUGCGAGUGAGGUCAGGACAUGUCAGCAGAGGGUUUCCAGGGAACUCGCAGAAGAGGCCGAGGAACCGCUCGCCGUUCUUGAGUCGAGCCUCGAGAUCAUCGAGGUCUUCUGCAGAGGCGUGUCCGUAGAAGAGACAUCCAGGGCCAAACUUCUGCAGAAUCUUGAGUGUGUCCACGUAAGGGAAACCAAAGUUGAUACUCUGCGCUGGCUCUCUUGCAUGAAGGAGCGCACGGUGGGCAUUAAAAAUGGCGUUCAUGCCGGCAGGGUAAAGGUAGACGUCGUUCUCCUCAAGGUUGGGCAUGCCGCGAGUGUUGGAUGUCAUGGCAGGUAGAGGGCCAUUGUUCAGAUCGACGUCAUGAGCCAUGGCUCCAGCGAUACGUCUACGGAUAGCAGACUUGGCACGCUCAACCAUGGACAAGUCGAGGUUUCUACCGAAGCGCUCUUCAAGGAAACGUGAGCUCUCGAGAGACUCAACAGGAGUCUCGGGCGAAGGUUGCUUGGGUGUCGAAGGGGCCGGAGAAGAGACACCAUCGAUUGAGCCUGGGCGAGUAUAGCGCCUUGGGCCGCGGAAAGGUCUGCCUUGCGAGGCUUCAGGAGGAGUCCGUGACCGAGCAGCUGGGAUGAGGAGGUCAUCUCUGAACAGGCCGUGGCAGAACUCAGCACGUCUACUGGACGUACCCUCGCCAGUGUGCUGCCAGUACUGCUUGGCGAUAGGAAAUACCUCAGAGGGGUAAACCACAGCUGAGAUGGUGGACGUGAGCUUCUUGAGCACAGGCGAGAGCUCCUUUGACUUGUCCAGAGUAAAGUCAAUGAUGCGGACCUGACUCGCCAGCUCAGGAGAGAUUCGCUGGAGGAUGAAGUCUUGACAGCGGCUUGCCACUCGCGGUGUAGGGAAGAGCAUGGCCUGUUGACCAGGACUGCCAUAGCGAUCAACAAUGUCUUUGGCGAAAGCCUGGAUACCUUUAUGGACAAAGAAUCUAUGGGAGUUUCAUGUAAGUGAGGAUACUUUCGUAUAGCACGGCAGUUGAUAUGGCUAAGCUCACCGAGGGUAGCCCGUCGUCAUACGGUUCACAACCCAGUCCUCGCCCUCUUCGUAUCCGACAUUUGCUUUCCAUGUUGGCAAAGAGACACUGACGGCCUAAAGACAUUGAAUUAGUAACAAAGUUCCAUGCUAUCAUAGAUACGCACUCAAUUGUUUUGGUCUUGACUCACAUGUGCCGUGUCGGGAGGAAUGGACUCGCCCAAGCCAAUCUCUGGCAUUAUCGUGUUUAGGAUGAAGAGAGAACAAGGUGAUGAUGAAUAUAUUUCGGUCGGUAGGUAUAUUUGAAGCCGAUAUGUACCGAAUAAUAUGUAUGUAGCAAGUUUAUACAGAAAGUAUAUAACUAUGAGACAAC